GUGUGGUGGCUUGGGCGGUGAUGCAGGCCCCUCCCUGUGGCGGGCCGCCGGCCGCCUCGCCGCCGCCUCAGUCGAGUCGACAGCGCUCCAAGCCGCACCGGUCCGCUCUAGCCGCGGACGCGUAAAUAGCGCGCGUAAAAAGUUUCUUCUCGCACUUCGUAACUUACGAACAGGCCCACUACAUUCCUAAACGCAUCGUAAACAAUUAAUAUCAAAGCCUACGCUUGUAUUAUGUCAAACUGUUCACGUUUUGUGUUACGAUUUUAAAACGAAGAAAGUGUUUUAGAAGAGAGAUUUAACUAUUUGCUUAAAACGAUAAAACUCAUUUCGUAUACUUGUUUCAAGACUUUUUGUUUUAUUCGAGAUAAAAAAAAAAAAAACUAAAGUGUAAUUGAGACAUUUCAGUUUAAAAAGGUUUAUUUAUUUAUUUGUAAAGUUGGAACGAUUAUGGUCUACUCCACCGAUGGGAUGUUCGGAAGGUGACAAGUUGUGGACUCCGAACGGCGGACUGGGCUCAGAGGGGACUAACUUGAUGCUGCUACAAGGCGAGGGUCGAGAUCGGCAGGGGCACGCCAUGGAGGAAGACUGCUCCGCGCGCCCCUGUGCUACAGACUUCUCCAUCGCAGCCAUAAUGGCAAGAGAUAGACAAGAGCGAAGAGAGAGGCGGAGACAUAGAGAUCCUCGAGAAGAUACUCUUACUCCACUAGAGAAAUUCGUAGACGCGACAGCGUCUGCAUCAGGAUCACCGUCACCGCCUCUGGUUGAAUUCGAGAGAGAUUCUCCGGUGGACGUUUCUUCGACUUCCGAGGCUGGGUCUGCCAGUGGUACCGCGGGCGGAUCGAGAGCCGUCUCACCCCCUCCUCGUAAUCCGCAGCUGGUUGAGCGAUGGUCCAGCGAGGAGAUGCGCCACAUACAAUGUCACCUCGAAACGAAGGAGCUUUGGGACAAAUUCAACGAACUCGGAACUGAAAUGAUCAUCACGAAGACCGGAAGGUGAG
Molecule: messenger RNA, 998 nt
Organism: Bombyx mandarina (wild silkworm)
Lineage: Eukaryota; Metazoa; Arthropoda; Insecta; Lepidoptera; Bombycidae
Product: T-box transcription factor TBX20
Biological process (GO): regulation of transcription by RNA polymerase II; positive regulation of DNA-templated transcription; cell fate specification
Cellular component (GO): nucleus; chromatin
Molecular function (GO): RNA polymerase II cis-regulatory region sequence-specific DNA binding; DNA-binding transcription factor activity, RNA polymerase II-specific
Source: RefSeq, a predicted model, not a curated record